UGGUGCGGAUUGUCUCCACUGGGCUGCCGUAGAACAACAGAAAUGGCGUCUUCAUCAGACGUACACGUCCGUAUUUGUGGGCAAGAAAUAAUCAAAUAUGAUCUUGAGAUAAAGGCCAUCAUUCAGGACAUCAGAGAGUGUCCUGGACCUCAGGCUUCUCUCCUUGAGUUCAACGCAAGAGUUAAAGAGAAGUUCAACCAGCUUCGGCACAGGAUACAGGAUUUGGAGCAAAUGUCCAGGGAACAGGAUAAGGAAACGGAUAGACUGGUAAUUCAGCUGGAAACUGAGAGCCAGCGCAAGCAGUUGCUAAGUAACCAGACGGCGUGGCGCAAGGCCAACCUGGCCUGCAAGCUGGCCAUAGACAGCCUGGAGAAGGAGGAGCUGCUGGACCAGGGAGCCAGCGGCACCACCAGACAGAGGAAGGCGACCAAGGAGAGUCUGGUGCACACCAGCAGCGACAUCACGGAGAGCCUGAUGUCCAUCAGCAGGAUGAUGGCGGAACAGGUCCACCACAGUGAAGACACCGUGGGCUCUCUGGUCACCUCCUCCAAGACGGUGCAGGAGACCAACGAGGAGUUCCGGAGCAUGACCGGGACCAUCCACCUGGGCCGCAAGCUGAUCCUCAAGUACAACCGCCGCGAGCUCACGGACAAGCUCCUCAUCUUCCUGGCGCUGGCGCUCUUCCUGGCCACCGUGCUCUACAUCCUCAAGAAGAGGCUCUUCCCCUUCCUCUAGCUAGCUAGCAACGCUGCCCCGGUUAGCCAACUGGGAAUGCUAAGGGUAAGGGUUAGUUAACCCUUAGCUAGCUAACCCGGUGAGUGUUGGGUAGUUGGCUAGCUCACAUUCACCGGGGUUGAAGAGCUAAGGGUUAGCUAAGGGUUAGCUAGCUCACGCUGGCGGAGUCGGUAUGAAUAUAAAAGCCAUCAUGUUUCUGUCUCCCCACUUGAGAGGGCUGUGAUCCCGCAAGUAGGGAUUUCUGAAAGAUUUAGAGUUUGUGAGUGAGAACGUCCGGGGGUACGAGCCGAGGUCCCCAGGGCGGAUCCUGUCAGGUCGAAUCCUCUCCAUAGGUCUGCUUCAGUCUAUUCACAGGUCUGUUAUCCCUCCGGUGGGUUGUGUGUGUGGUAGCUCUGAAAGCAGGUCGGGUCAACAACAACUCUGUUACUUAGUGCCUUCUUUCAAGACGCCGCUUCUGCAACCACUUGGGAAUUGCACACUCGUCUUGUGUUUACACCUGAAUAAAGUUGUCUACACUUUCAA
Gadus morhua (Atlantic cod) is the source of this 1257-nucleotide messenger RNA. It is a transcript of the gene bnip1b, whose product is annotated as BCL2 interacting protein 1b. Lineage: Eukaryota; Metazoa; Chordata; Actinopteri; Gadiformes; Gadidae. Gene Ontology annotation, cellular component: SNARE complex; endoplasmic reticulum. The record is from RefSeq and is a predicted model, not a curated record. Gene Ontology annotation, biological process: retrograde vesicle-mediated transport, Golgi to endoplasmic reticulum. Gene Ontology annotation, molecular function: SNAP receptor activity. The transcript is spliced from 6 exons. Bases 43 to 735 code for a protein of 230 amino acids.